Amoebophrya sp. A120 is the source of this 7008-nucleotide messenger RNA. The record is from the annotation of a GenBank genome assembly. Lineage: Eukaryota; Dinophyceae; Syndiniales; Amoebophryaceae.
CAUCAUGCCCCCCAGACGCAGAACGUCGUAUGGAAGUAAUCCUACUCCACCUGCAGCUGCAACCCCGAGGAGCAGCGGUUCUGGGGCGCAUCCCGGCAACGGCGGGCAACAUCAACCGCGUGGAGGUGCAAGAGUGCAAUCACCCACGACGACUGGCGCCCAUCACACGACCACGGGAGCACGAGCGGGACACCAGCAGCAUGGUGCGGCUGGAACACAGCGGCCCUCCCGGGAAGAAAAACCAGGAAGCAACCCCACCAUGAUGGAUAGAAUGAGUAACCUGCUUAAUGGGAAUAGCGCCGCGGCGGGGAGGACGGCGAGCACGGCGAGAGCAGCUGCUCCUGCUUCAGCAGCUGCCCCGGGGCAACAAGUACCGGAAGUAGAUGACAGCAGCUUCCAGCAUAAGAGCGAUAAGGAGUACGAACUGGGCGUGGACAUAAAGAGGCGCAUCGCGCAGUUCUUUGCGACAUCAGAGGACCCUACCCACGUGAAGAACGCCGAAGCGCAAUCAACGGCUGCGAAGCUGGCCACCGAGUACUGGAAGUGGGCGGCAAAGUCACGAAAAGUGAAAUCCAUUACCGAAGCGAUAGUCCACGACUUCAAGGACGCGCGGUUUGCCCAGCUGCAGUAUUUUCGAAAGGAAUUCAGCGAGGGAUUUUACCACACCUUCCUAGCGCAUAACAAGCAUGGAAGCGGGCGGAACGGGCACUCUCACCAUCAUCGCAACAUCCGGCAUGUGUUCGAAACGGAUUUAUGCUGCGAGAAAAAAAUGCUACAGUUAAUAAACCCAAGUACACUCUAGUAUCGACUCCAACAACUGCAACACGAAUGCGUGACGCAUGACAAGAAACUACUAGACUUGCAAUGCGAUUGCUGCUGUAGGCUGAAAGGGGAUCUACAUCUACUUCGCAAAGAGGAUUGUCGUUAUCCAUUGUCAUGAAGCUAUGCUUCCUCUGAAUGUCUUGCAUGAUACAGCUUUAUCCUCUACUUGCCGGUUUUAAUGCGUGUUUUGCAACUGCUAGGUGCUUCGCAGAAAUAUUGUGCUGCUAGCUAUAGCUUUUUUUUUUUGUUUCAUAGGGCCCCGACAAGCUGUACUCGGUUUCUGAGUUGGUGAAGAAGUACUCCGAACCGGUGACGCACCUAGUCGUAUGAACUGCAAAUGUAUCGUACUCGUAUAAAUGGAUGCAUUACAAAUUUUCUCAGCAUAAAAAUUUGCAAUGCUGAUUUGCCCCUUUGACAAAGAAAUUUGUAAUGCUGCAAGACCUUCCUGCAUUUAAAUUUAUACGAGUACGAUACUUUUGCACUGCAUAAGUCGGUAUGUUUGUCGAUGAACUGGGAAAGCAAAAGAAGAGCGGACACAACUUUGUCGGAAAUCGAGUCGACGCAUUUCCUCACGAACAAGUACCCACCUUGAAGCAGGGCUUGCGAACGUCCGCGGGUCUAAGCGCGGAAGGAGUGCAAAAACUCCUCUGGAGCGAGCUUAUUCCCCAGCACGACGCGGACGCGAUUCUACACGGACACCGCCUCCCCAUCGACUACGCUGCAACCCACAAGCAGGUUUUCGACGCGGCCAACGCGAUCACCGAGGGGCGACUAAGCGAACAGAUAGUGCACGACUCCCACGACUAUCAAGAACAAAUUAAGAACCAUAAGCACAAGCAAAAAGAGUGGCGGCAAUUGAAACGCGAAGGAAAAGCUGAUUUAUUAAUGCGCGAAAAAUUCGCCAACAACUACUGGGCAACCUUCCUUGACUUCAAGCGCCGCUCCUUGUCGUAUUUUGCUGAUGAACUAGCAUCAAAAAAGGAGGGAAAGAGCAACGAAGACCCGCCGGAUGUUCAUAGCCGGAAGCACGACCUGUUUCACCACAAGGACAACGCACUGAAACUGAAGCUGUACCAAGCGCUAACCAGUCGGGCGCUGAACAUUCGCGUAGAGGUUGGGUAUUCGAACAAGGGCAAAUGGUCCGACAUCCAGCGAGACGGUGAUCAAAAAGGACCGCCUACGCUGGCGAACUAUUGGGAGAAGAGACUUCCUCCGCAGCAGUUCGGGUCAGCUGUGUCCUCGAUGUUACGCGAGGAAGGUUACCAGGCCGAGCAAGCUGGAAAGCAUUUGCGGCGCUUCGAACCGAUCCUCCAGGAGAUACUACCAGGACCCACGCCGGAGGGUAGUCCUAGUCGACUGGAACCAAGUCGUCUUACCGACGGUGCGCGAGAGCAGCUGGGAGUAACACAAGAGGACCCCUACUGGUACGAAUACAAACCCUUGCCACCGCAAGUGCCCGAGAAGUACCCAGCAAUGCCCGAGGAGCUAGCGCACAAAGUCACAGAGCAGUUGCAAAAGAGACAGCGAGAAGGGCGACGCUUAUCCGGCCCUUCCCCCGGCUGUCAGUUUUAUGGAGGCGUCAAGGUCGACAUCGACACAGGUGAAAAAAUAUGUCAUCGUCAUGCAUAAGUAUUAAAAUCUCAAUCCCAGUCCGGCUCCCAGUUUCUUCAUUGGCGCAUGACAUAUUCUGGCAGCACCGACAUCCAAUUUGUCAUGAUAUUUGGCGGCCACAGAAGACUCCGACUUCUUUUGUCUCGCUACUUCACUUAAAGCGAUCGCUAUCUGGUGCCAACAAGAACAGGUAGAGGCGUAGUCGCAGAAGAUUUGCAUCCACUUGCCCUCGACGCUGCAAGACUGGUAUUUAUUUUUAUGCAUCGCAGAGCAGUUCAACUUUGCCGAAGAUUCGAAGCCUGACGCCCCCAUGCGCUUGGAGGUGAUCGUGACAGGGCCAGCACUUCUUUCUUCGCCUUUGACGAUCGGGCUCCAGACCAACAAGUAACCGCAGGCGGGCAAGGACAGCUCACCGCACUUUCGGACGAAAACGACGUCGACCUGCUGGAGCAUGAUCUUCAUCAAGUAGUGCAAGCGUCAUCGUCACUUCUGGAGGAAAAUAAGAGCAGCAACAGUACAUCCACCACUGCCGAGAUCCAGCAGAAGGAGAAGAUCUCCAGUGCCGGGGAGCUGCUUGAUUCGUCAGCAACUUCUACAACAUCUUUGGGGACGUCCCUGGCCCCAGCCAACCAACACGUCCACGAGGGAGGUUCGCCGGCAGAACAGCGCUCUACCGCGGCAGAGAAUAGUCCUCCUGCAACUAAAAAUGAGAAAAACGAGAACAGCCGCGGGGACGACGAUCACCGCUUGAGUCGCAAGUACGAGUCAAUGGAACAACACCAGGUGAAGAAGGUAGCUGGCACAAUUCCUACUUCGCCAGGACGCCGGCAGAGGGAACAAAUAACACACAUCUCCACGAGGCCCAGAAAGCUGCGGGAGAGCACCAAACUCCGUAUUAAGCAGGAGGAUGGGAUUCCAGUCAAACAGGAGAAUGAAUUAGAUGAUGCUGAGCGUCACGACAGGACCGUCAUGCCUCAGCCCCCGGCGAUCAUUUCCCCAGGUAUUUUAUUGCUUCGGCAAAUGCAUUCAAAUCUUAACAACGCAAGUCACUCUUGGCUACAGCAACUCGCACACCACAAGAUGGGGGCAUCGGCAUGCUCGCACUUUUUUUCUCCCUAGCCACCACGCAGCGUCUGUCUUCUUCGUUAAGGAAGUCGAUUAUGUUUCAUUGUUGUGAUGAAAAGUAAUUGCAUCUCAAAUGAUCUCUUCGCAGGACGACACACGGACUACACCGAGGGCUACAAGGACGAUGAGAAGGAUCACGCGCUAGCGCUUGCGCAGCCAUCAGAAAAUACCUCUCCGAUGAUCGACGCAGCUGAUAUGCUAUUUCAAAGCAGCACCAUCACCCUGUAUCAAGAACAUCAAUUUGUGACGAUGUUGCGAAACAUCCUAGUUACGUUGUACAGUGCCUAGUACUAGUACUAGUACUACCUGCACUUUUUAUUCUGUAUGUACUAUGUAGUAGUUAUUUGUGUGAUGAGUUGUAAUUAUGCAUGGGUGAUCGUAGCUGCCAUUUCACGCGGGAUAGUACCUCCACGGGACGAUCAUCUGCUCACCAGCGAAACGGAUUUGGACACCAGCGAAAGGACUGCUCCCUCCACCAUGACAAGCUGGUUUAACGACCUGGAAAUCAUGGCGGGUGUUGAUCCCCAUGCUGGGCGGCUAUCGACGUCUCCUGCGAUUAAAGUGGCGUCGUCGGGCGAACAGAGUGGGACGUGGACGAGGGAAAAUUCUACUAGGUCUAUCACUAUCACGCCGCUUUCGUCGUCCCAUCAACAGGUUGGUGAUCAUCACCCUGGAGGUCGUCGUCCCUCUGUGGUGUUACCCGCCAGCACGAGUUCCUCAUCAGCCGAAGAUCAGGUGGCACAGCAGACGUUGAUGCUCGGCUUCGCUUCCAAAUUCCUCGCGGUCUUUUCACGGUUUUUGGUAGCGACUGGCUCCUCCUCAAGCUCCGACGACGAACAGCAGGCCUCCUCUCCGUUUGGCCCGCGCGUGGUAUGAUAGUGGACAACUAGUUCUAAUCCUGUAGAUUUAGAGCGUUUGCAUGGCAGGUGGAGCAGCAUUAGAACAAACAAACAAAGCAGCCUAUACUGCAUGACGAAUUUAUACCCCGACCCAACUACGGUAGUGCGCUUAUUUCUUCGAGUACCGUUGCAGCUUGUCAUGCAAGUCUUCCAAGUAGUACAAGGGGCCCUGGAUAUUGCGUGGUAGAAUACCAAACAAGAACAACCAGGACGAGCUGGAGAUCGACAGGCGAGUUGUUCCGUAUCAUACGCGAUGCUCCCGGCGGGGAUGUUGUACAGCGACGCCAUCGCGUAUCGCAAGAAAAAAACUGUUUCACGAGGCACAGGAGGCAACGCGGAGGAAGUGUUUGUCUUGCUUCUACACAUGCAGAAUGAAAAACUUGUGAUGCGAACAAACGUGCAAAUAAUAGAUACAUCAUCACAGUGAAACGCCUUUUUCUUUACGAUAUCGGGUGCUUGCUGUUGAUCAUCAUCUUUUUCUGUGGUCUGGUUGCGGCCGUGAAGGGGUGCAGCUCCAGUUGUAGUACUUCCAGUAGAUCAAGAACGUCGUUGUUCGCCUCGAACAGUCGCAGCUGUCGCGAGCCGCACGGGACGAGGGAGGAGGAGGAGGAAGAGACGCAGCUUAUCGCACGACAGAAGAACUUCUUUUGCAACAGCUGCAAGGUGCUGGACUACAAACACUCUUCGGGUUCGGCGUUGAUGAAGAACCACGACGAUGAAAGUAGUUUUUCCACAACUUGUACGACAACUAUCCUGGUGUUCUCUCUGUGCAACAAAACCGCGGUCGCAGUCGGAAUUUUGGUUUUCGUCGGGUUCAGCUAUUUUGCGGCCACAAUGCCGGAAGUACUGUUCGGAAAUGAUCGGCAAUUAUACGGGCAGCAACGAAAAUUCCUCGGGGAGCAGCUCGUCUAUGCGUUGCAACUAAUUGUAAUCUGGGUCUGGAAAAGUGUUGUUUCUAUUGCGUGUCCUCUUGUUGCACUUGUGCUUGUCCCAGAAAAAAAUCUACUCUGCAUUGCGUGCGGUGGACCGGGAGGCAGCGCUGAAUUCUUCGUCAUGCAAGACAACGCUGGCUGUAAUCUGGUGUGCGGGUGGACGCACGACUUCACUUGAAACAACAACAAUUUAAGAAAGUACUUAUCCACACUCCAGCAUAACAAGGUGGUUCUUACCAGACCCAGAACGAUACUUGCACUUCAUACGGCCACCCAUACUGCGACCGCUGCGGUGCUGUUGUUUUUAUCCUCUGAAAAAUUGUCGAAAUCGUGCCCAUCUACGAAAGUUUGUCAUGCCAGAAUCAAUCAGAAUGACACGACAGCUAGAAUUUUUUAUGCGUCAUGUGCAUGACCAGGUAGGUGUUGAAGAUGGCCGCGAUUUUGCAUAGCAUAGCAGUUCCUCAUGCUGUACUACGUGUUAAACAGACACCACGCGCGGCGUCUGCAUGUUAUGAGAGUGCACAACUGUCCUCCCUCGCUCUCAUUUGUAUUUGGCAUGAACAGCAAUACGAACACCAGCUGCGCACGUGGAGCCUAUGCAUGACAAACUAAUGUGCCCGAUGCAGUGCCGUUCCGGCUUCCGGAAUCUGUCGUGCAAACAGUGCAGCAAGGGGGGAGUGACUGGACUAUGGGGUUUUGCAUGACAAAUCAAGGGGACGAAGGGCGGGAGUUGUGCCCCGUCAUACAUGUCAAAAAUGAACGAGAAAAUGGAAGCAAUCCGGUGCUUUCCAAAUACAACAAAUCCACACUCCACCACAAUGUCUAGUCCUACAGGGCAGAAAAACCUCAUGUUUAAUUCGGAGAAGUUGAAGCUUUUCAUUUCGGGACUUUGCUAUAAUUACAGUAGUUGAGUUUGGUCGCAUCCCAUGUUCGUGGUUUCACUCUGACAAUUUAUCGAUUUAGUUAGUUUUAGCUUUUUGUGAUUAUCCGCGUUUUUCUCUUUUUCAUUUUACGCACAGCUUAUGUUUCAAUUUCAUGAUAGUACUCAGCCAGCAUUGAUGUUGUUGAAGUUUCAACUUUAUGAGAAAAGUCAGGCUAUUAAUGUAGGCAUCGCUAUCACACUCACACAUCUUCGUCCUCGUCAAUGUAUAAUAAUGUUGACAAAUUUCAAUUUCAAUUUGAGAAAAGCUAAUCAAUGCGAGCUAGCAAAGCGAUAAACUUUAUUUGCCAGUGCCAGACUGGCGGAAACAGUUACCAUUACCAUUAGAAGCGACCUCGAGCAGCUCCUUCUUCGUUCAAUUGGGACGACGACGAAGCAAGCAGCGUCUUCUUGCAAUAUUACCCAAACUGGAACUACGAGAACGUUGUGGAGGUGGUCAUACGCUUGCUGCAACAAGCUGCACGACUUUGUCCAGGGCCAGAGGAAAUGUUUCGAGGAGGAAGACGUUUGGCUCAGUAGACUCGCACCCGUCGGCCUGUGUGACACAUAGUAUGUAUCGUCUUGAAGUUUCGUUUUCCUUGCCCGUCAGAGAUGAAAUUCAAAUUCUAAACACCGAAUAAAGUCGCAACCUGUACAAGCUGUCUCUGUUGGACACAGUAAUGGGCGUGGAUAGACACAU